Betta splendens (Siamese fighting fish) is the source of this 8047-nucleotide messenger RNA. It is a transcript of the gene brwd1, whose product is annotated as bromodomain and WD repeat domain containing 1. Gene Ontology annotation, molecular function: protein binding. The record is from RefSeq and is a predicted model, not a curated record. Lineage: Eukaryota; Metazoa; Chordata; Actinopteri; Anabantiformes; Osphronemidae. Bases 189 to 6902 code for a protein of 2237 amino acids. Gene Ontology annotation, cellular component: nucleus. Gene Ontology annotation, biological process: regulation of transcription by RNA polymerase II; cytoskeleton organization; regulation of cell shape. The transcript is spliced from 44 exons.
GCGGAAGUAAGUCGUAUCGGUGAGGCCUCAUCCUUCCAAUGGCGACUGCAAACAGGCUGAAUAGAAAGCGGGAGCAUCCGUGGAGGGGGUUAGAGCUGUGUAGCCGAAAUUAAAUAAAUAUAUCCUAUUCUCUAUAUUCAUAAAGUUAGCCUAAAUUUUUUUCACCUCUCCAAAUCACGGCCGAUUCCAUGGCCAAAAAUCGGAACAUUUCGCUCCUUGAGUCGGAGCUCUACUACUUGAUUUCUCGUUUUCUAACAACGGGUCCGUGUCGACGAGCGGCUGAGGUUCUGGUGAGCGAGCUAGAAGAAUAUGAGCUCUUACCCGGGCGAUUGGACUGGCUGGGAACCGAGCACCCGAGGACAUAUGAAGACGUGGUUGCAGCUAACAGACAUAUUGCACCAGAUCAUUUGCUACAGAUUUGUAAGCAGAUCGGACCACUUCUCGACAAAGAGGUGCCAUCAUGUGUCCCAGGAGUACACACGCUCCUGGGAUCUGGAAAGCAAUCAGUGCUAAGGACCUCAAAAGACUUUGACAAUGUGAGAUGUAAAGCUUCAUCAUAUGCAGCCCUUCACCGGGGCAGACCACCAGAGAGGCCUUUGAACUUUAAGAAACCUCCACAUCUUGUGAAGGUACAUCGAGGGAGGGAGCUGACAGGAGUGCAGCACUUCAGCUCUGUCAACCCUGUCAGCAACUAUGAGCACAUGCGGCUGCAUAAGCGGAUCCUUGGUCAUCUGUCUGCAGUGUACUGCAUUGCAUUUGAUCGCACUGGUCUCAGGAUCUUUACAGGCUCUGAUGACUGUUUAGUGAAGAUUUGGUCUUCAUUUGAUGGAAGGCUUCAUUCGACAUUGCGAGGACACUCUGCAGAGAUCACAGACUUGGCGGUUAAUUAUGAGAACACAUUAAUUGCUGCAGGAAGUUGUGACAAGACCAUUCGUGUAUGGUGCCUUCGUACCUGUGCCCCCGUGGCUGUGUUGCAGGGGCACAGUGGAUCCAUUACCUCCCUUCAGUUUUCGCCAUUUGCCAAGGGCUCAAAGCGUUACAUGCUGUCCACUGGAACUGAUGCUACGGUCUGCUUUUGGCAGUGGGACGUCAACAACAUCAACUUCACUGAUCGACCACACAAAUUUACAGAGCGGCCGAGGCCAGGGGUUCAGACUGUGUGCUCCUCUUUCAGUCCAGGUGGAAUGUUCUUGGCAACCGGAAGUACUGAUGACGUUAUCAGAAUAUAUUACUUAGGGAAUGGAAGCCCAGAAAAGACAUCAGAGCUGCAUGAGCACACGGACAAAGUUGAUAGCAUCCAGUUUUGCCACUCAAGUGAAAGGUUUGUGAGUGGAAGUUGUGAUGGGACAGCACGUAUCUGGAAGCUCCAUCAGCGGCAGCAGUGGAGGUGCAUCUUGCUCAACAUGUGUGCCACUCUUCCAGGUGCUGAAUCAACAAACGAAGAGCAAAGCUACUUCAAACCCAAAGUCACCAUGGUAGCAUGGGAUCGCCAUGACAAUACAGUCAUCACGGCUGUUAACAACCAUCUCCUCAAAGUGUGGAACUCCUACACAGGACAGCUGCUACAUAUCCUUAAAGGCCAUGAGGAUGAGGUGUUUGUUCUGGAACCACAUCCGUUUGACCCCAGAAUCAUCCUGUCUGCUGGCCAUGAUGGGAACGUCUUCAUAUGGGACCUUCUGCGAGGAACAAGCACACAACACUACUUUAACAUGAUCGAGGGCCAGGGUCAUGGAGCUGUUUUUGACUGCAAAUUUGCACCUGAUGGCCAACGCUUUGCUUGCACAGACUCCCAUGGCCAUGUACUAAUUUUUGGCUUCGGAAGUUCCAAGCCUUAUGAGAAGCUUCCAGACCAGGUGUUCUUCCACACAGACUACAGACCUUUGAUCAGGGAUGCCAACGGUUUUGUGCUGGAUGAACAGACACAACAGGCUCCUCAUCUCAUGCCCCCGCCCUUCUUGGUGGACGUAGAUGGAAACCCUCACCCUCCAAGGUUUCAGCGUCUUGUGCCAGGGCGUGAGAACAUUGCUGCUGAGCAUCUGGUUCCCCAACUAGGAUAUGUAGCUACUAGUGAUGGUGAGGUGGUUGAGCAGGUGAUCAGCCAGCAGACUGCAGAGCCUGAGGAGGUUGCAAUAAGACGCAGCAGUCUUUUGGACGAGGCCAUCCGACAGCUUCAGGCAGAACAAGACCGCCAAAACCAAUCUGGGACCGUGGCAGUGCCAGGGACUAGAGCAGGACCAGAGGGACAAGUUGAGGUGCCGGGCCCAGUCUUGGCACCGGCACCGAGCACACCACGUAGAGUGUCCGUAAACGAUAGAGCAGAUGUGCAGUCCCCGCCUAAUGUGGGUCUGCGUCGUAGUGGACAAGUGGAAGGCGUCCGGCAGAUGCACCAGAAUGCUCCUCGCAGCCAGAUGGCCACUGAGCGAGACCUGCAGGCUUGGAGACGCAGGGUAGUGGUGCCUGAACUGGUAUCCAGCAGCUACAGGUAUCAGGAGCACAAUCGAGUUGCAAGAGGUGACGAGGAGGUGACUCUGUACAAUACAAAAAAGAGACGAAUUAUCUACAGCAGCUGUCGGGACGAUUCUGAUGACGAGCCUCCCACCACGAAGCGAGCACACAGCCGCAGUGACACACUGGAAUUCAUCGACUUGUCAUGUGAAGAAGGAGAAGAAACUGCAAGUUCAGAGGACAAUGAAAUUGAUGGCAGUGACCUGGAUUCCUCCAAUGAUGAUGAGGAAUGGAAUAGUGACAGUUCCAGCCACACAUCCGGAGAGUACUCGGACUGGACAGCGGACGCUGGUAUCAACUUGCAGCCAUCCACUCCCCUGUCGUCACGGAAACGGGUGCGGCGCAGGCUCAGCACCUCAGAAGAGGAGGACGAGGAGAAUGAGGAAGAAGAGGAGAAGCAGCAGAGUGAUGAAGAGGAGAAACCUGGAAAGAAAAGCAAAGAGAAGACCAAGAAAGCAAAGAACAAGUCACCCAGGCGUCCUAAGGUCAGACCAUCUAUCAACAGAGAAGUGUCCAAUGAGUUCAGACCCUCAAUAUGGAUCACAGAUGUCUUUCCAAGGAAGACCCCUUUUGUACCCCAAAUGGGUGACGAGGUGAUCUACUUUCGACAAGGACAUGAAGCCUACGUUGAAGCAGUGAGUCGGAGCGAGCUGUACCCUAUAAAUUUGGAGAAACAGCCCUGGAAGAAAAUGGAGCUGCGGGACCAAGAGUUUGUGAAGAUCACUGGGAUUAAAUAUGAAGUCUGUCCUCCAACGCUCUGCUGUCUGAAGCUGACACUCAUCGACCAUGGCACUGGAAAAAUCACAGACAAAUCAUUUUCUAUAAAGUAUCAUGACAUGCCAGAUGUGAUAGAUUUUCUAGUGUUGCGGCAGAGUUACGAUGAGGCGCUACGUAGAAACUGGCAACCAAACGACAGGUUCCGCUCAGUGAUAGACGAUGCCUGGUGGUUUGGGACCAUUGUCUGUCAGGAGCCCUACCAGCCAGAAUACCCAGACAGUCUAUUCCAGUGUUUUAAAGUCAGAUGGGACAAUGGUGAAACUGAAAAACUAAGUCCUUGGGAUGUGGAACCUAUUCCAGAUAAUGCAAUCUGCUGUGCAGCCCAGCAGCCAGAGACCGAAGGUGGUGGCAUCCCUGUCACACCGGAGGAGAUGAGUGAGUUAAUGUACAAGCCUCAAACAGGAGAGUGGGGAGAGAAAAGCAGGGAUGAGGAGUGUGAACGCAUCGUCACAGCCAUCACCCAGCUCAUCACUGUUGAAAUUGCAGCCCCCUUCUCUGGUCCUGUGGACCUGAUCCAGUAUCCCACCUACUGCACUGUAAUUGCCUACCCGACUGAUUUGGGCACCAUCAAACUACGACUUGUGCACAGAUUUUAUAGACGUCUUUCAGCAUUAAUCUGGGAUGCCAGGUAUAUUGCACAUAACGCUCGCACUUUCAAUGAACCAAGGAGCAAGAUUGCCCACUCUGCUAAAAUCAUCACAAAUGUCCUCCAGAAAUUUGUCAAUAAUCCAAGCUGCACGAAUAUCAUGGAGAUUUACAACGCUGUUGAAGAGAUGGAUGAUGAUGAGGAGGAUGAGGACACUGAAGCACCAGGAACCUCCUCUGGACACCGACUACGCCAGCAUUCUGUGGAGGUGCUGCCAGACAGAGACUCCUGGAAGGAGCAGUGUAAGAAUCUGCUUAACUACAUCUUCGAGUGUGAGGACUCUGAGCCGUUCAGACAGCCUGUGGAUCCUCAGAACUAUCCAGACUACCAUGACAUCAUUGAUACACCAAUGGACUUUAGCACAGUGAAAAGGACCCUGGAGGGUGAUCGUUAUGAAAACCCUAUAGAACUUUGUAAAGACACCCGGUUAAUAUUUGCCAAUGCCAAAGCCUAUACGCCCAAUAAACGCUCCAAGAUUUACAGCAUGACCUUGCGGCUUUCUGCCUUCUUUGAAGAGCAGAUCAGAACAAUCAUAUCAGAGUAUAAAACUGCUGUCAAGAGCAGUGAUAGACUCCGUCGCAGUCAGAGGUUCCGUAAGAAAAUGCAGCAGGAUCAGCCCACUACCACAACAAGUCAUAAGAGGGCUGCACUGAAAACUCAGGAAAAUGUGGAGUCUGUGUCAGUGACCAAAUCUACCUCAGCCAAAGUGUCUGUUCCUGAGAGAGUCAGGAGGAAUCGAAGCAGCAGCUCAGGUCAUAGCUCCUCAGACAACGACUCCGGCUCUAAAGCUGCCUCAUCAACACCAGAGUCUGACAGUGAGAGUGAGAUAAGCGAGUCAGAGGAAGAACAUCGUCCUGGAUCCUCGAGACACAAUCAGCAUAGACAAAAAGCAAGAGUUGUGUUCUCAAGUAGCAAUUGUGCCAAGCCGAGGAAAAAAGCUGCAGAGAGUGAUAGUGAAGAGGAUGAAGAGGAGGAAGAAUUUGACAGUGAAGUUGACGAAGGAGAGGAUGGAGAGGGGUCCUCCCAGUCUUCAAGUCGUCGUUAUCCCAGCAGGAAUAAAAACAGGCGUACGCGACUGACCAGAAACAGUGCUGCUGCAGACAAGAAACGAGCAGAGGACAAAACGGACAUGAAUGGUUGCAGCAGCAGAUCAUCUCGCAGAGAACGGCGUCACCAGGACUCUGAUAGAGCCAUGUCCCAUGGCUCAGACAAGGAGGACGAGGUUCGCAGGCCGCUUAAGAGAAAGACGGCUCGGGCAGCUGUGAAUAAGAUGAAGCUUCUUGAUGCUUCAGAUGAAGACUAUGAAGCGGAAGAUGGUCAGAAGCAGAGAAGGAGCAGUAGCCGCCUUCGCCACACAGCACGCUCCAGCAAACGCACUGCUGUGAUCCAGAGCAGCUCUGAGUCGGAUGCUGAGCCUUCAGCACAGGCUACAAUAGAAUCAGAUGGUGAAUCCAAGGACGAAGAGGAGGUCUAUGGCAGUGAUUCUUCAUCCUCUUCCCAGAAUCAGCAGAAUGGACACGUGAAAUCCAGCAAAAUGCGUGCGUCAAGACAAGUUUCCAAGAAUAAGGGAAAUGAAACAUUGACCCACGUAAACGGACACAGUUCAAAACACCACAAAUCUGACAGCAACUCGGAGGAGGAGGAAGAACAGUCAUCUCUUUCUGAGAAACGGUCAAAAAGCACAGCAACUGCUCCAGCCAGAAAAAAGAGGAUUACAAGUGAGGAGGAGGAGGAAGCUGUAGAGAGUGAACGCAGGACCACACGAAACAAACCUCCUGUCACCUCUGAUGAAGAGGACAGAGACCACAAUUCCCAUAAACAGCCACACCAAAAUGGUAAGAACACAGAGGAAGGAAACAAGGACUCUAAGAAGAAGAUUAAAAUUUCACCAUCCAAAAGCCAAGAUAAACAAAAAUCUGCCUCAGCAAAUAAACUGGAUUGUGCAGAGUCAGAUGAACUCAGUGAUUCUCCAAAGAGAACCAGCCUACGCCAGAAAAGACUAAAAAAAGAUGUAGUGGAUGAAGAAGAAAGCAAUCAGUCUAGUGAGGAGUUGGAGGCUGGAACAAAGACGAGAAGGUCAACGAGAACCAAGAGCAAUUCCAAACGACCUCACAGUGACGCCACCGCUUCGGAGAGUUCUGAGCAGGAAUACGUACCCAAGAGGAAGUCGAGGAGGAAACGCUCCACUGGCUCAUCAGAUGAAGAGUCAGAGAAUUCAGAUCAAAUGGACACAUCAAACAGACGUCUGAGUCUCCGAGCCCUACCCAAAAAAAAAUACAUCAGUGACAACUCUCUCUCUGAUGAGGAUUCUGCUUCUGUGAGCCAGGUCAAACAAAGGAACAGUAGCAAAACGACUACAGUUUCUCGGGAUGACCGGCAUAGUAAAAGCGAGUCUACCACAAAUUCAUCCAGUAAAAGCAGGAAUCAGCUGUCUUCCAAGAGAAAGCGCAUCUACACUUCAGACUCGGAAGAUGGAGAAAAGCAGCCAGUGCCCAAGAACAAUGAAAGUAGCAGGUUGGCUUCCUCGAAGCGGUUGAAAAGGGACUGUGAGAGAAAGGAUGUUUACAGCAACGAGGAGGAUGCGUCUUCCCAGUCUGACUCCAGCGAGGAAGAGGAAUAUGUUGGUCAUUCAGGGAGGGGAACGAAGGACACGAAGCAGCCAACACGCAAACGAAAGGAAAGCUACAGCAGCAGCAACCACAGUUCUGACUCAGACAGCGAGCAUUCCUCUUCAGUCUCUGAAAACUCAGUCGCGAGCUCAGGGUCCCAAAGCAGUCCAAAGAGGAGAAGCCACAGACAGUCUGGAGCUGGGGAAAGGACUGCCAGCCGACAGCUAAGGCAGCGCCGCCAGCGGGCUGCCUCAGAGGAAGAGGAGGAGGAUAGCGACGAGUCGUAUGGGAAACCGAACCGAAAGACUCGCGUAAAGACCCGUAACCGGGGUAAACGGACUAUAAACUAUCAUGACAGCGAAUGAAGGACGUAGGGGCUACAGGAAAGAUGGAAACUGACAUUAACUGGAGACCUUGAAGACACUUGAUGGCCAUGUUAUGGUAGUAGCACUGGAGUCCUUGGGAGAAAAUGCUGUGAAUCUGUUUCAUUCAGGGAUAUUUAUAUUUUCUAUGAAAAAUAAACGUGUUUAUAGAUGUAACACAAAUUCAAGCAUUAGAAUUGCUGGUUUUCACAAGGACAGAGAGCAAAAUGCCACUUCCCAUCCUGCUUGUUGUGAUUUUGGCCAGCAGAAUAACUAUUCUGGGGAAUCUUGUCAGCUUGGGUGCUAUCUAAUAUACCUCUGUUUAAUCAAGCAUAUUGCUGGCUUGCACUAAGAUACACUGUAAUGAGGUAUUUCAUACACUAGUUUUGCAUUAGAAACUCAGGGGUCAACUAAGUUUACUGUAGUCUUAGACAUGCAGUUGUUUUUUGAGCUAAGGUAAGGACAAGAAACAAUUCCAGGUCGGCAGGUGUCCGAGCACACUCACUGGGACAAAACAAAUCCACGUUCAGAGUUAUGACUUCGGCACUCCUUUUGUACAUCUAUUCACUUAAUGCUUGACUGUAUUAUGAGUUGAUAUGAGCCAAAAGAACAAAUAUGAUUUCCCCUGCUCCCCUCAUACCAUUUCAUUUUUUUGAUUAGUUUUGUGUUGUGUUUUAGUGAAUAGUUGUAAAUAUGUGAUUGAGAAAAGCAUUGUCUGAAAGGUUUGGCAUUCAGUCAGUAGCAAAGCAUUUAUUUAAAUGUAAAGGUUUGGGUUUGUUUUUUUUUUACAUUUAGCUGCAUUGUCUUGCCAUAUGUCACAAAUUGGUACCUUUUUGCCAAGUACGAGCAACGAAAAGUACUUACUGCAAAAUGCUGUGAUUUCUCAUAUUGGGAAGACCUUUUAUUGUUGUCCUGUGUUACCUCCUUUCAGUAUUAAAUUCUUUUUCAGAGUUGACUUGCCAGUCACAUGGUUUAGUUUUGUUUAUGGGGAGGUUUCUAAAUACAGUCGCUUUACAAAAUUUUGCUUAAUGUUUUUCGUACUACACCUUUAAUAAACAGAUUUCACAGGAAAAACUUAACACAAUGUGGUUGUGGAAUGCAAUGAACGAGUUAACCCUCCUGUUAAUAAAGAAAACCCUUUCAAGGUG